Messenger RNA from Lactuca virosa, 1581 nucleotides. NCBI's taxonomy places the organism in Eukaryota, Viridiplantae, Streptophyta, Magnoliopsida, Asterales, Asteraceae. The record is from the annotation of a GenBank genome assembly.
AUGGAGGACGUCGACGACGACACUGAACUUCUGAUCCUCCUAUCCGAGCAACGCCGUGAACUCACGGCCGCUAUUGCCGCCGAUUUCGACCUUGAUUUCGCCUUCCAGCUGCAAAUGCAAGAGGCGAUCAAAGUCUCUUCGGCCUCUCAACCUUCUUCCUCCUCCUCCUCGUCUUCUUCUCACCAACCUUUGCUCCUCCUAAGCGAAGUCACAGAUUCCCCUGCCGGCAUCGCUCAUCUCAUCGCGGAAGAAAUCGACAAGUUUGAGCUCGAACGCAACGACCGGGAGUUAGUCGAAGCGGAAACGAGAAACAUGAAGGAGAAUCUCAACCGUCUGAUACACGAUCAGGUCUUCGCUCGCCAGAUACUUGACGUUCCUGAGGCUGAGUGGAUAAGAACUGGAGAUUACAUUGAGAAACCCUACGGAUUGUUGCCUUCGUCGAAUGAGGAGGUUUUUAGGAUAUAUGUCAAGGGUUUGGUGAGUGAUGAGACGGUUAUGAAUGUGAAAAUGCCGUUUGCUGGGAUUGGAGUCGCGAUUUGUGAUACAAGCGAUUGUUGUGUAUUUGAGUUGCGGAAACCCUAUUUGCUUGGUGGAAACGAAGGUGACGGUGAUCUGGUAGAGCUUAAAGCUUUGAUUGAAGCGCUGAAUGCUGCUGUUACACUUGGGAUAAAACGAGUUCAUAUCUUCUGCGAUAGCAAUUCUGUUUAUCGACAUCUCACUGGUAAAGGACACACAACAAACAACAAGAUUGUGACAUUGAUUGAUGAGCUGAACCUUAUUCAGAGAAAAUUUGCUCACUGCAGCCCAUUCCUUGUGACUCAAAACAAUGUAAAGUUUGCUUGUCAACUUGCAAGAGAUGCAAUAGUUUCUCAGGCCAACAAAUUUGUAGAAAACAAUUCUGGGAAGACAUUACUGGAAGAAUGUACAAUCUGUUUCGAAUCCACCUACAUCGCUCAGAUAUUUUCUAUCAACAAGUGUGAGCACAGAUACUGUUUUUCCUGUAUGAGAAAGCAUGUAGAAGCAAAGUUGCAUCAAGGGAAGCUACCCGAAUGUCCACAUGAAAGCUGCAAAUCUGAGCUUGAAAUCGAGAGUUGCAAGAAGUUCUUGGAACCGAAACUAUAUGAUAUAAUGAGCUCAGUGAUAAAAGAAGCUUCUAUUCCUCCAUCAGAGAAAGUGUAUUGCCCAAUUUCUAGUUGCUCUGCUUUAAUGUCUAAAACAGAGGUCCAAGAACUUGCUGCUAAUUUCUCACGUGUUGCCCUAGAAGCUGGAAUGAGAAGAUGUGGGAAAUGUCUUCGCCUCUUUUGUAUCAAUUGCAAUGCACCUUGGCAUUAUAACAUUAAUUGCUCUAACUACAAGCAACCUGAAAAUGAGGCAAAACUCAAGUCACUUGCUACAAGGAAACGUUGGCGUCAGUGUGUCAAGUGCAGGAAUUUGGUUGAAUUGGCAGCAGAUGUGGAUAUGAGUUUUGCUAUACGUGUGGAGCUGAAUGGAUUCAGAAGAAAGCAACUUGCAGAUGUCCAAUUUGGGAUGAGGGGAACAUCAUAUAUCGAUGAUGUGAUGGAUCAGGUUUUUUCUUCUUAA